CAGCCAAUGGGCGUCUGGGAUUCGUUGUUUGCGGAAGUUGCGGAGCCGCAGUCCACGCUGUGUAACCUGUUGACAUGUUCUGCUAUAACUGCUAUAUUCCGGCGCCAGUCACGUGCUUUUUCACGUUUAUUUCAUUCACAGAAAUGUUACAACACGAUUGGUAAUCGACAUCUCGAUCCACCUAUAGCCGGUGUGGUUUUAGACUUCUGCCGCCGACUUGUCUCUCCAAACGACCGCUCGUGUUAUCUCUUCGUACCUCGUAUUGAAUCGGCCGGACCGGAGUCGGACGUCAGCCGACGGCUUUGUGGUCGCCCACAUGAGCAGUGGGGCUGCCCGGGCCGCUGCGGGACAGGGUGCUGGGGGUCGACAUGGAGCCACCGAAGAGGCUCCGCACCACUGCAGGCGACGCAGAGACGCCGAGUGGAGAGCGAGGGGAGGCGGGGAGCGCGGUGGAUGUGGUGGGUUGAUGGACCGACCCACUCACAAGACCACACGAACCCAAAGAACUCACAGCUGAGCGAGCAGGUUUAAACAUCCAAGGAGUUGGUCAAAGGCUGACUCUAGAUGUAUGUAGACUCUGGCACUGUGUCAUUGACUCCACCCUGAAACUACCAGUGUUGUCAUGCCAGUGUACAACGCAUCCUGUUGGCUGGAUGAGUGUCUGCAGGCCAUAUCAGAGCAAGACUUCACCGGAUCCAUGGAGCUGUCAGUCUAUGACGAUGCGAGCACUGAUGACUCCAGGAUAGUGGUGGAGGGUUGGAGGGAGAGGCUGGAGGCGAGGGGCAUCUCAGUAUUGAUCUCUGGUCACAGCUCUGCCCAACCAAGAGGAGUGGGAUAUGCAAAGAAUAAGGCAAUAUCUCAGAGCUGUGGGAAAUACUUGUGCUUUCAGGAUGCGGAUGACGUUAUGUUGCAUCAGAGGGUUCGUCUGCAGUAUGAGGUGUCUGUCCUCCACCCAAACUCUCUGAUUGGCUGCAGAGUUCAGAGGCUUCCAGAAGGAUCUACAGAGCGAUACACUCGCUGGAUCAACACAAUCUCUCAGGAUCAGCUCGUGACACAGGUGUUCACGUCUCACGGCCCCACCGUUGUCAUGCCGACAUGGUUCUGCUCAAAGAACUGGUUCCUGAAGGUUGGACCAUUUGACGAGGGAGGCAAGGGUGUCCCAGAGGAUCUGCUCUUCUUCUACCAGAGUCUUCGUCGGGGAGGCGGGCUGUCCAGGGUCGAUCAGUGCCUGCUGGUCUACCGUUACCACGAGAAGGCCGCCACACACUCUGUAACAGAGGAAACCAUUUGGAAGCUGCGAGUAGACUACCUGCAGGAGAGAGUACUCAGCCAGUGGGAGAGCUUCACCAUAUGGAACGCUGGGAAACAGGGCCGGAAGCUGUACCGGUGCCUGAGUUGGGCCAAUCAGAAAAAAGUCAAAGCUUUCUGUGAUGUGGAUUACAACAAGAUCCAGAAAGGCUUUUACACUUAUGAAGAAUCUAAGGAAAUACCGAAGCCAAAAGUCCCGAUCCUGCACUACAGAGCUGCCUCCGCCCCCUUCAUCAUCUGUGUUAAACUGGACAUGACGGGAGGUGUUCUGGAGCAGAACCUUAACUCUUUGCAGCUGAAGGAAGGAACCGAUUACUACCAUUUCAACUAAUUGCUUGGGUAGACGAAGAAGAGGAACCCUGGAGCUGUAACAGCCAGAGGAAAGCAUGGAAGUGGGUUACUUACUACAUACUCACAAACUGAGAGACAGGCAGGUAAUAAGAGGAAAAGAGCGAUCGCUGGAACAGAGAGGAUUUCUCGGCCUCACACCUGAACCACAGCACAGUUACAUUUGGCUGCUUUCAGAGAACCUUAAACCAAGAGUUUGAUAUUUUGGGGUAAUCCACUCACUCACUUUCUCAUUGAGAGUUAGAUGAUGAGAUUGAUGUCACUCUCGUAUCUGAAUCGUUAAAUCUGAACCUGCAGCUAGGAGAUGCUGAGCUUAGCUCAAAGACUGGAAAGUAUUGCAUUUUCUUUUCACCAAUUUUGAACAAAAAUUUGCUCUUCAUUUGGAUGAAACUGAUUUGUUUCUUACUCGGGUACUUCAGAUUCCUUUUUAUUUUCACCCUUUUUUGUGGAUUACAUUAAACUUUAUUGAGGCUAUGCUCUGAUAAAAUAGCUGUCUGUUGGGGGUAGCUUCUUAUUUAGCAUACAGGUGUGAAAGUGGUAUAAAUUUUCUUGUCUUAGUGUCUGUAAAAUUUAAAAAACAAAAAGCAAUUUAGGGUAUUUCCCAAUGUGUGGAACUAUUCCUUUUAAAAGCUUGAACAUGAGUUUUGAAGCUAAUUGAAGUACCAUAACUUCAAGUACUAGGAAGAGCGUACGUGGACCUCUAUAUUUUACUCACGAUAAGACACAUUUAUCAUGCAAGAGGACGUGACGAUUACUGGUGUUGACCAUUGUAAUAAUAAAACGUUUCUCGUUUCCUAAUCCUG
Molecule: messenger RNA, 2459 nt
Organism: Scophthalmus maximus (turbot)
Lineage: Eukaryota; Metazoa; Chordata; Actinopteri; Pleuronectiformes; Scophthalmidae
Gene: b3gntl1
Product: UDP-GlcNAc:betaGal beta-1,3-N-acetylglucosaminyltransferase-like 1
Exons: 12
Coding region: 623-1639 (338 amino acids)
Source: RefSeq, a predicted model, not a curated record